AUGUGGCAGAAUAUUCAAGGCUUCGAAGCUGUCACUUUGUUAAGUCAUUACAGUGUGUUGAAGAUUGCCCCUCUCCGCCCCCGGGGUGAUAUCAGAGAUUUAGAGCCUAUGAAGCGCAAAGCCGGUGCGGCAAGUUCGUAUCUAGUUCAACAACGACAGCUGAUCGUAUCAGAGGCUAAUGCUGCUGCCCUCGCUCCCUUUCUGAUUGAUUGUUUCCGAGCAGCAGCAGAGGCGGGACCUCAUGAUAUUUUGAAGCUCUACAACAUCAAAGGAAACAUUGUAAAUAUAUCACAGAAGCUGGAUGAGAACACACCAGAUACUCCGUAUAAACUAGAGGUGGUCGCGUCACAUGGCACGGGAACUUUAGCUGAACAAUUGGGCUUUGAUAUCCAAGACGUAGAAAAUAGGUUAGAGGUUUUAGAAAAGAAAAUCAUCGUCGAUAGCGGCGAAACACCGGGUGUCGUCUACGAGCUGAAACACAAAGUUGAGCACUUUAAAGAGAAACUGGAAAGCGUAGAACAUCUGAGCUGGCUCGGUCUCUUCAAAGAAGUGGUCGCCGAAUCACAGAGCAGACUUCCCUUCUUCCGGAGGAGACUCAGGAAAUCAGAGGAGGAACAAAGAAGAGUCCUAGAGAAGUUCAACAAAAUAAAGCAUGUACAGUUAACAGAUGACGUCAGGGAAUACCUAAGGACACCAGUAUUUGACAAUUGGCAAUGGGAGGAUGCAGAGAUGAUGCUGCUAAUGCAACAAAUGUACAUAGACCUCGACUUCACUACCAAAUAUAAUAUUGAGAUGCCAAUACUUCAGAACUUCCUUUUUGAGGUCUUCAGGCACUAUAACCACGUACCAUUCCACAAUUUCAAACACUGCUUUUGCGUCUCACAAAUGAUGUAUGGCAUGACCUGGUUAGCUGACCUUUGCUCCCUAAUGGGUGACAUCGAGGUGUUGAUCAUGAUCACGUCGGCAAUCUGUCACGACCUCGACCAUCCUGGCUACAAUAAUGCUUACCAAGUAAAUGCAAGAACGGAGCUAGCACUCAGGUAUAACGACAUCUCACCUCUUGAGAAUCAUCAUUGUUCUGUGGCAUUCCAGAUUCUGGAAAAGCCACACUGUAACAUCUUCAAGAACAUCGGUCACGAAAGAUUCAAGAAGGUCCGAGAGGGAAUGAUAAGAUGUAUACUAGCCACCGACAUGGCCAAACACAGCGAGAUCCUCAACAAGUUCAAAUCAGUGGUUCCAGAGUUUGAUUAUUCCAAUAAGGACCACAUCAGCCUGCUGAUGCAGAUUUGUAUCAAGGUAGCAGAUAUCUCCAAUGAGGCCCGACCGAUGGACGUGUCCGACCCUUGGAUUGAUUGUUUACUCACGGAAUUCUUCAACCAGAGUGAUGUAGAGAAGCUUGAAGGGUUACCAGUGGCCCCAUUCAUGGACAGAGAGAAGGUGACCAAGCCCUCAUCACAAACCGGUUUCAUUCGGUUUGUUCUGCUUCCACUCUUUGAGUCAAUCGGGUCGUUACUUCCCAAGCUAGAUGAGCACAUCAUUGAACCUGUCAGGAAAGCCCUCAAUUACUACUCGGAGAUGGCCAAAGCCAUGGAGGAGGAGAAGCGGAAGAAAACGGAGAACGACAAAACGAGGCAAGCCAACGGCGAGAUGCCCAAGAUCAACUCCACAAACGGCUCCACGACGCCGGCCAUUAAACAGAACGGCGACGCCGCGAUCAGCAACGCCACCGACAAGAAAGUAGUCCGAACAAAUCUCAGCAUGUCGAAGGUCGGGGGGUCAUCUAAUGUCAGGGGUAACCCUAAAUGACAGGAACUCGGAUGUUGCCUAAGAAACUGUUUCAUGGCAUCCUUGCCGAAGCGAUGCUAUGGUUUUAUUAUGAGGAGACAGAGAGGGUAAGAGAGAGGGUGAGAGACAGGGUGACGAAUGGGGUGACGAACGGGGUGAUAGAGGUGUGUUUAUGUGUGUGCUAAUAACAUUGGGUACUUGUUUAGAACCUGUCUUCAACUUGUGUGCUGUUCUCGGGACAAGGAACUGCCCGCCCUCAGAUGGAUUUUCAAGACAACUGGAUCAAGAUUCAUCACUCUACUCUACGAAGGUCCAAAGGAAUUCCGACUCCAAGCUGAUAUAAUCCAAGCACGUUUUAGAACAAUACAGUUUUAAAACAUGUGGAAUUGGGUGCCAAAGUGGUGGACAUCUUGUCAGUGGACAUGAGUACCAACCCAGAUGGCUUGUUUAAUAGACCAGUGGAUAUGAGUACUAAACCAGGGGACUUACUACUAAACCAGUGGACUUGAGUACUCAACCAGUGGACCUGAUUAUCAAACCAGUGGACUUGAGUACUAAGCCAGUGGACUUGAGUUCCAAUUCACCAGACUUAGUACUAUUAACCAGUGGACUUGAGUACUCAACCAGUGGACCUGAUUAUCAAACCAGUGGACUUGAGUACUAAGCCAGUGGACUUGAGUUCCAAUUCACCAGACUUAGUACUAUUAACCAGUGGACUUGAGUACUCAACCAGUGGACCUGAUUACCAAACUAGUGGACUUGAGUACUAAGCCAGUGGACUUGAGUUCCAAUUUACGAGACUUAGUACUAAACCAGUGGACUUGAGUACUCAACCAGUGGACCUGAUUACCAAACCAGUGGACUUGAGUAUUAAGCCAGUGGACUUGAGUUCCAAUUCACGAGACUUAGUACUAAACCAGUGGACUUGAGUACUCAGCCAGUGGGCCUGAUUACCAAACCAGUGGACUUGAGUACUAAGCCAGUGGACUUGAGUUCCAAUUCACGAGACUUAGUACUAAACCAGUGGAACUGAGUGCCAAAGCAGUGGACUUGAGUACUGAGCCAGUGGACUUGAGUACCAAACCAGUGGACUUGAGUACUAAGCCAGUGGACUUGAGUUCCAAUUCACGAGACUUAGUACUAAACCAGUGGAACUGAGUGCCAAACCAAUGGACUUGAGUACUUAGCCAGUGGACUUGAGUGCCAAACCAAUGGACUCGAGUACUAAACUAAUGGACAGAAGUAACAAAUCAUUGGACCUUAGUACUACACUACUGGACUUAAGUACCAAACCAGUGGAUUCGCGUACCAAAUUAGUGCACUUGAGUACCAAACCAGUGAACUAUGGUUGAAUUAGUAUGCCUAGCCUUUAUAAGCAGAGCAUGGCACUUCUUUGUUGAACCUUUGGAAUCCCAACAGCAUUAUUGUUUAACUUGAUUUUUCAUUGAAUCUUUGCUCUGGAUCCACACACUCUACUAAAAUAACCAGAAUUUGUCAAUGGAGCUUUCAUAUUUUGUCAUCACUAUAUCUUCGGCAUUGUCCAAUGAACGCUCUAGUUUACCUCAACAAUUAUCACAUUUGCAUGAUAACGACUUUUUACUUUUCCAUCCAAAUUUCUGACUUUUGUGCUUCUUUAUCCGGCUCCUAUAUACUGAUGACUUUUCAGGAAUUAAGCAUAAUAUAUAAAUUGUAAUUAUUUUAUCAAGAUGUUAACCAUGGAUGUUAGAAUAUAUUAGUGAAGAAUGAAAUUUGGAGAAAGUGUAACAAAAAACUUUGAAAAACAAGCACAAAUUAUUUUCUGAUUCUACAAUUGAAUUAUUUAAUCGUCUUAAUAUUGAAAAAGCAAAUAAAAAAAAAUGUUCCAUCAAAUCAAUUAUAUUAAAAUUCCCUUAGGAAUAAAACACUUGGAAAUUGUGAAAAAAUAGUUCCUUAAACAGUCGUCUGGACAAUCUCCACCUGGGAAAAUCCCAUACCAACAGGUUAUCAGGAUCUUUAUUUCAAAUUAUUGUACAUGAAACAGUAGUUUAUUAUUUUUAACAGAGUUAUAGCAGAGUUUUAUAUCUAUGUGAUUGGGAAGCUAUUUUAUGUUUUAACCAAAACAAAAUCAAUAAGAUAUUUGAUUUUAAAAGAUAAUAACAUAAAGUUUUAAUAAUUUUGAAUAAAAGCAAAUAGUUAAUUUAGUUUAUUUAUAUGUAUGAUAAUAGAUCAAGUGAAUGUAGAAUUUGUAAAUACCAUUAUAAAUAAAACUGACAAAGUAACACAAAUUUGAAACUACUUUAUUUCUAGAAAGACUGCAAUCUUUUUUCUUGCAAGACACUUUCAGUUGUAGAUUCCUCUUACUUCUGGAGAGCCAACUCUGCAUUCACUAAAUAGCCGUUGGUUUUUAAAUCGUAACAAAGAGAGACUUUUUCAAAGUUUUUUUUUUCAUUUUUAGUGAGAAACUCACAACAUUUUGGACAGGGAAUACUUUUCAUCUAUUUUCGAGUCAAAGUCAUAUUAUCAUUCCCAACUGAAUAUUUUCUUCUAGCAGCGAUUUUCGUCCAAAGUUGGCUAAGUGCUUUGAGUAAUUGUCCAAAUUAUCCACAACCUAUCCCAAAGUUUACUUCUCUUUGAUUUAUCACUUCUCUGCCAAUCGGCUAUGUUUGGUGACAAGUGCAUCAAAAAUAAUUUGUGCAAAGAUGGUGUAAAAUGUUGCUUGAUAUUUUCAUUAUAGACCUUAUGCAUUGACGUCAUCCAGCGGCCAUCUUAGUGGAAAAACGGUGACGAAACAAUCGAAA
Asterias rubens (European starfish) is the source of this 4562-nucleotide messenger RNA. Its product is annotated as high affinity cGMP-specific 3',5'-cyclic phosphodiesterase 9A-like. Lineage: Eukaryota; Metazoa; Echinodermata; Asteroidea; Forcipulatida; Asteriidae. Gene Ontology annotation, molecular function: 3',5'-cyclic-GMP phosphodiesterase activity. The record is from RefSeq and is a predicted model, not a curated record. Bases 1 to 1806 code for a protein of 601 amino acids. The transcript is spliced from 13 exons. Gene Ontology annotation, biological process: cGMP catabolic process.